UUUUGAUUAGGACCUGGCAACCCUGAUUCAGAGUCCAAGAUAAGGAUAAUCAUGGCGGCGCAAACCCGGGCGCUUGUUUCAGCCAAAUGGCUUGCAGAUGCGAUAAAAAGCAACCUUAUUGGACCGAAUCUUCGAAUUCUGGAUACGUCCUGGUAUCUAGCGAAAUUAAAACGCGAUGCAAAUGCGGAAUUUAACCAACAGCACAUACCUGGAACUUCGUUCUUUGAUAUUGACAAAUGCUCUGACAAAACUUCCUCGAUUGACCAUAUACUCCCAACUGCAAACUACUUUGCAGAGUAUGUAGGGGGUUUAGGUAUAGGAAACGAUACACAUGUAGUAGUGUACGAUACCAGCGAUUUUGGGUCAUACAGCGCACCCCGAGUGUGGUGGAUGUUCCGAUUAUUUGGGCACAAUUCUGUAUCGGUCCUGGACGGGGGUAUGAAGAACUGGCUGGCCGAAGGGCAUCCGGUCACUGCAGAAUACACCAAGCCAGAACGUGCGGACUUCAAGGCGACCGCCAAUCAUUCUUGGGUCAAGUCGUAUGAAGAUGUGCUGAAAAACAUCGAGACGAAACAGGUGCAAGUGAUUGACGCAAGAUCCGCCGGCAGGUUCCGGGGAACCGAACCAGAACCAAGAGAUGACAUUGAACCUGGCCACAUUCCUGGUACUAUCAACAUGCCUUUUGCCAAGUUCAUGGAUGCCUCAGGCAAGGAGUUGGAGCUUGAAGUGCUGGCAAAAAUGUUCCAGGAGUCAGGGGUGGACUUGGAGAAACCUUUCUGGGUAACCUGUGGGUCAGGGGUCACUGCAUGCCACGUGGUUCUGGCUGCUCACCUGCUGGGACAUUCAGGGUCAGUGUCUGUGUAUGACGGGUCAUGGUCUGAAUGGUUCAAAAGGGCUGCCCCGGAGCAUGUCAUCUCUGAGGGAAAGGGGAAGCAAGUGUGAUGUGGAGAGACGAGUAGAGAUGAGCAUUAAGGAAAAUACUGUUGAAUGAGUUGCUGAUUAAAAGCAGGGAGGGGACACUAUGAAUCACAAAGGAAGCUACAGAUUCCACAAAAUAUGGAGGUUUUUACUGAUUUUGACUGAAGAUUUUUGCUGAGUUGGAUGAAUGUGUCAUUGCGAAAGAGGUCACCGUUCAAGAGUCCAUGAAUACAGUAUGCCUAUGUUUAUAUUCAAGAUGUCCAAUAAAGGUGUUACAAACUAUGCUAUUUUAAUCUAUUAAUAAAGAUUAGAAGGAUGGAAUGUUUGAGGUAUUUGGGUUAGAAUUGGACUAUGGUUGUUGUAUGUAUGCUCCUACUUAGGGGAUUGCAGCCUGGCAACAUUGUCUUGUAGAUGUUGCCACUGCCAGACAUUUUCCAAGGGGCUUUUAAAAUAAUGAAACUUGCUCUUAAUGCACCAUGAAAAUGUAAGGAAAAUAUAAUUUUCAUGUAGUUGUAGUUGCCUUGGUGUGACCUUAUGAGAUGUAGACCCACGAAAUGUCAAGGGAUUUUUCUUAGUGCAGUUCGGUUUUAGUAUUAACAGAAGUUUCUGUCAGUUUGAUUGCAGGAUGUCACUUUUUGUUUAAUUUGUACAAUAAAAAUAUGCCAUCUACUGUA
Messenger RNA from Oncorhynchus tshawytscha (Chinook salmon), 1592 nucleotides. Its product is annotated as 3-mercaptopyruvate sulfurtransferase. NCBI's taxonomy places the organism in Eukaryota, Metazoa, Chordata, Actinopteri, Salmoniformes, Salmonidae. Bases 52 to 942 code for a protein of 296 amino acids. Gene Ontology annotation, cellular component: mitochondrion. The record is from RefSeq and is a predicted model, not a curated record. The transcript has 2 exons. Gene Ontology annotation, molecular function: thiosulfate-cyanide sulfurtransferase activity. Gene Ontology annotation, biological process: transsulfuration.